Molecule: messenger RNA, 1086 nt
Organism: Strongylus vulgaris
Lineage: Eukaryota; Metazoa; Nematoda; Chromadorea; Rhabditida; Strongylidae
Source: the annotation of a GenBank genome assembly
AUGAUUCAAGCGGAAUUUGUACCGUUUUCUACGUUUAUCGAUACGACAUUUUGGGCAGAGUUAAAUAGAAGAAAGUUGCAUGAGUGGCGAUUGGACGAGACACCUAGAAACAUAGCUGGAUUUUUUUCUUUAUGUGAGUGUCAAAGUGAAAUCGUAUUUUAUUGGCUGCGCUAUGAAUGUGCGGUUUUUGAUUACUCUUACGACUACAACUUGUUUGGUAACAUAUUAGAAUUGAUGCUGCUUAUAUUCACUGCUUAUUCUGCGACUUCUUUGGCUUCAAGAAUCACAUUAUGGCUCGGAAUUGAAACAGUGGGAGACUAUUGCUGGUUGUCACUUGGACACGAAAGCUUCGAACAAAGCUAUACUAAUGCUUAUCAUGGGCGAUUAUUACUCUACAAUACACUGGAGAGCUUCAAAGGAUUGGAUCGUAGAAGUUUGUUGAAAUCGGAGGCGCAGAAGAUAUGGCAUGUCAUUGAAUCAGGAGAAUGGCUUGAGCAUCCAGAAUAUCUGACGACGUUUGUUUUCACUGUGUAUGCCGAUCUGAAAAAGUAUCAAUACUAUUAUUGGAAUUGUUUCCCAACAUUGUGCUACCCGUCUGACAUGAAACAAGAGGUAAGUGAAAGACCUGUACUUUUACAUGCUUAUAACUUCAAAGAAUAUCAUGAACGUUUGCCUCGGGGCUAUGAAGGGCGUCACAUUUUGCCGAUAAAUCAGCCUAUAAUUAUUGGUAAUCGCCUUCCUGUCGCUCCUAUAGCGGUUGAUGAAAGGCUUUCGCAGUAUUUUGAUGAUAAGAAAGCUCAUGCGUUUUUACUUAAUUCUUCUGGGGAUUGCUUUCCACUGAGUGAACUGACUAAAAUAUCGACUUCUGACGAGAUGAAGAUCUAUGUGCGCUUUUCUAGGUUGAUGGAACAGUCUGUGGGAUUGAAUCUUUCGCUUAUCAAAUGGAGGCUCGUACCAGAUAUGCGAUUAGAGCGCUGUACAUCGUUAAAGUUCCAAGAAACUUUGAGAAGCAUAUGUGGUCCGAGGAAAGUUCUCAAUUGCGGAAUUGCUAUCGGCGCUAAUCAAUUACGAUUAUGUGCAGUUUGA